Emiliania huxleyi CCMP1516 is the source of this 1436-nucleotide messenger RNA. RefSeq lists its product as hypothetical. Gene Ontology annotation, molecular function: C-4 methylsterol oxidase activity; iron ion binding. Gene Ontology annotation, biological process: sterol biosynthetic process. The record is from RefSeq and is a predicted model, not a curated record. NCBI's taxonomy places the organism in Eukaryota, Haptophyta, Isochrysidales, Noelaerhabdaceae. The transcript is spliced from 8 exons. The coding region runs from base 38 to 1129 and encodes 363 amino acids.
AUCCGACACGGCCCUAGGUCCUUUCCCACGACCUUCGAUGAUGAACGCGACGCCUGCCGACGGCCUCGCGUCGCUGAUCCAGAACUCAGAGAGGCUCCUAGCCCUGCGGGCGAAGCUUCCGACGGCCGGGUUGCUGCAAACGCCGACACCAAGAGACUUCACCGACUUUGUUGCCGUCGCGGCGUGCUUCCUCAUCUUCAACCUUCUCGUCAUCCGCUUCACCGCUCCAGCACCUGAUGUUUUGCGCCGCAUAGACUACGCGAUGCGACAGUUCUCGAUGCUCUGCUUCACCAUCCUUGCUCGCUGGGGCUGGAUGACGCUCGCGGUCUACUACAGCCCUUGGGCGGCGAUCGCCGCCUGGCCGCUUGCAAUCUUUGAGACAUGGUCCGUUCAGUUCAACGCCGACGUAUACGAAGGACGUGCCAUGAAGGGAGUAACGUGGCGUCACGCGAGCAAGUGCCUCGUCGUGCUCGUGAUGGAGGGGUUCGGCGUCUUCGCCGGCUUCCCGCUGGUAGUCAAGCUGCUCGGGUGGCGCCAGAUGAGCUCGGGCGCGCCGACCGGGGCGAUGCUGCUCCACGGAGCCGCGGGCAUGACGCUCGCCUACGACCUCGGCCUGGACUUUGCCUUCUACCUCUUUCACCGCGCCUGCCACGAGAACAGGCUCCUGUACCGCUGGAUCCACAAGGAGCACCACACCGACACGGGCAAGGCGUUCGGUCCGCUCGUCGCCUUUGAGACGUACACAAUCACCUGGUCCGAGGCGUCCUUCAUCAUGGUGGGGUACGUGCUUGGGCUCGCGCUCGCGGGCAUCGUUGCCGCCGUCUUUGGCAGCGACGUGACACUUUUUCACCUCGCUCUGCUCUUGUCAUGGGGCCACUUGGUCGAGCUGCUGGGCCACUCGACCAUGAGCUGGACGAUCAACGGCAACCCCCUCCGGCUGCUGCACGAGACUCUAGGCAUCGAGCUAAAGGAGGUUCCCGACCACACCAUGCACCACAUCAAGCCCCUGUCCAACUACGGCAAGCGCACUGUGGUGUGGGACAAGCUCUUUGGCACUUACACCGCGCCUCCCGCCGCUCUCUACGACGCGCGGUGCGUGUCUGCCGACGGGAAGCCCAAGGCGCCCUGACGCCGCCGUUGAGUACCGUUGUUCAAAGAGUGCUGGGGGCGGCCGCUCCAACGGCGGCUUCGGACCGUGGGCACGCGUACUUCUCGCGCCACGUGUGCUCUCUGCCUUGACUAGCUAGUGCAUGCCUGCAUGCCGUACGCUGCGCCGCCCGCCACACGACUUGUGGCCAGCGGAGUACCUUUGUCGACCGUAACAUGAUGUGCGGUGCACGUGUACUAGAACGCGAACCCACGUGCGACCACUCGUGCACUCGUCUUUGUGGUUGUGUCUUUUGCUGAGUAAUGAGUGCCGUGUGUGCAUAAAGGAC